GCAGGCAUGAGCACACUCUCUCAUCUAGCAUACUCUUUCUUUGGGAAGAACACAUUUCUUACCAGUCCCUAGUCUCAGAGUGGUGAACUCCUGCAACCAGCAGGCCUCCUGCAAAAUCCAUGGGUGACAGAAGAUUCAUUGACUUCGAAUUCCAAGAUUUAAAUUCAAGCCUCAGACCCAGGUUGGGCAAUGCUACUGCCAAUAAUACUUGCAUUGUUGAUGAUUCCUUCAAGUAUAAUCUGAAUGGUGCUGUCUACAGUGUUGUAUUCAUCCUGGGUCUAAUAACGAACAGUGCCUCCCUGUUUGUUUUCUGUUUUCGCAUGAAAAUGAGGAGUGAGACCGCCAUUUUCAUCACCAAUCUGGCCCUCUCUGAUUUGCUCUUUGUCUGCACCCUGCCUUUCAAAAUAUUUUAUAACUUCAAUCGUCACUGGCCUUUUGGCGACACCCUCUGCAAGAUCUCUGGGACUGCAUUCCUUACCAACAUUUAUGGGAGUAUGCUUUUCCUCACCUGUAUCAGUGUGGAUCGUUUCCUGGCCAUUGUUUAUCCCUUCCGAUCUCGUACCAUUAGGACCAGGAGGAAUUCAGCCAUUGUGUGUGCUGGGGUUUGGAUCCUAGUCCUCAGUGGUGGUAUUUCAGCCUCUUUGUUCUCCACCACUAAUGUCAACAAUGCAACCACUACCUGCUUUGAGGGCUUCUCCAAACGUGUAUGGAAGACCUAUUUGUCCAAGAUCACCAUAUUUAUUGAAGUUGUUGGGUUCAUAAUUCCUCUAAUAUUAAAUAUAUCUUGCUCUUCUGUGGUGUUGAGAACCCUCCGAAAACCUGCUACACUGUCUCAAAUUGGGACCAACAAGAAAAAAGUAUUGAAGAUGAUCACAGUGCAUAUGGCAGUGUUUGUGGUAUGCUUUGUGCCCUACAAUUCUGUCCUUUUUCUGUAUGCCCUAGUGCGCUCCCAAGCCGUUACCAAUUGCUUGUUGGAAAGAUUUGCAAAGAUCAUGUACCCAAUCACAUUGUGCCUUGCCACUCUUAACUGUUGUUUUGACCCUUUCAUCUAUUACUUCACCCUCGAGUCCUUUCAGAAGUCCUUCUACAUCAAUGCUCAUAUCAGGAUGGAGUCCUUAUUUAAGACUGACACACCACUGACCCCCAAACCUUCCAUUCCAGCCAUUCAAGAGGAAGGUAGUGAUCAAACUAUGAAUAACGGUGGUGAAUUAAUGCUAGAAUCCACUUUCUAGGUACGGGAACUGUCACUGAGUCAAGAUAAUGUUUUUUCGCUAUGAUAUGAAUAUGGAAAAGAUUUGAAGAUAAUGAGAAUGAGAAUAGGAUAAUGUACUAAAUAUAGUCAGAUACUUCUGUUUGAACAAUUAUUGUACAUGUUCUGUUUUGUUCAAUAAUUAUAGGCCAAGUCUAAUUACAGCAAUCAAAAAGGAUUGCCACACUCUUCUGCUGGAAUGACAUUUCAUCGUAUGACAUUAUGUAAGUUGUCAGUGGCCUUGACUUUAGGGAUAUGAAUAUUAUUUAAAAACCUUUAAAAGGAUAUUUUCAUUUCAAUGAUAUUUAGUAAUUGGAUUGGGCCUAUAAAUAUAGAGCAAAUUCAGGUGUUUUUUGUUUAACUUUGUGUUACUACUGAUGUAUCCUACUCCUUUUCUUUUGUGAAUUGUCAUUGAGUUUGUUUUAUCACAAUGGCUUAUUUUAGUCUAACAUUAUUAACAAGAAAUGUAUCAAAUUCAAAAAGCUGACAAAAUGUAUUUUAUGUACUUUGAAAUCAGAAAAAGAAAGUCUUUGUAUGAAUAAAUAAGAGAAGAAAUAGAGAAUUAACAGGAUUUACAUAUUUGCAGUCACUAGCAGUCUUAGUUUUCUAGAACUUUUCUUCCUUUUUCUAUGCUGCAUAUUGAUUUUCAUAUAGAAAUUUGAAGCCAAAAAGCUGGUAAAUGUGCCCAAGAUGGGCACAAAAUGUAAAACCACAUAAAAGACAAGUUAAUAAAAGCACUAAACACCAGCUUUAUAUGGAAAGAGAUCACAGAUAAGCAAAGCACUACUAAAGAAGAAUAUAGAAGGAGGCCACUCCCUUCCUGUUCUCAAAACCUACUACAUAGCUAUGGUAGUCAAAGAAGCCUGGGACUGGUACAACUCUAGAUAGACAGA
Messenger RNA from Echinops telfairi (small Madagascar hedgehog), 2142 nucleotides. RefSeq names its product lysophosphatidic acid receptor 4 (gene LPAR4). The record is from RefSeq and is a predicted model, not a curated record. Gene Ontology annotation, cellular component: membrane. The coding region runs from base 120 to 1232 and encodes 370 amino acids. Lineage: Eukaryota; Metazoa; Chordata; Mammalia; Afrosoricida; Tenrecidae. The transcript is spliced from 2 exons. Gene Ontology annotation, biological process: phospholipase C-activating G protein-coupled receptor signaling pathway; positive regulation of Rho protein signal transduction. Gene Ontology annotation, molecular function: lysophosphatidic acid receptor activity.